This is a messenger RNA of Moneuplotes crassus, 1725 nucleotides long. The record is from the annotation of a GenBank genome assembly. Lineage: Eukaryota; Ciliophora; Spirotrichea; Euplotida; Euplotidae.
GAUAAAUUAUGAAUUCGCAGGAAGAGUCAGGAAGCGAAGUUGAUGUUUCUGAGGAAGGAUCCGAAGAGUUUGGGGAAAUACCUUUAAACGAGUCAAUGAUUUUUGCUGACAAAGAAGAACUUCAAAGUCUCCAAAGCAGCAUCACACAAUCAGUGCCUAUCAAAGAAAAUAACGAAGUACCUUCACUCCAAGAAGAGUCCCAAGAACCACCUGAAGAUAAUAAAUGCCUUUUGGUCAUAAAUGACAGUUAUAUGGAAGAGGGGCAAAAGCAGCAAGACAAUAAGUCUGAAAGCCCAUCCCAUGAGCCUCCCAAGGCUGAAGAAGAGAAGAAAGAUGAAAACCUAUUCAUCUCUAGAAUAGCAGAGGAAGAUAUCCAAGCCCUCAAUAGUAGAGACUUCUCAAAUACCUUAAAUCCUAAAAUGAAGAAUCUAUUCGGAGAUGCUUUAGAUACUCAAUCUGAGUACUGCUUAACAACUCAAGAAGUGGGAUAUGAUGAAAUCAAAGAGCUCUUCUUAAGCGAGCCUACUUGGCACUCCUCAAGCUCUUGGACCAAGCCAAUGGCCCAUAGACAAUACAAGAUCAAAACUAUUUGGUGAGCUGCACACAACUGUGAUACUGAAGUUAGAAGGAGAUAUAGCCAUUUUGAAUGGCUCAGAGAGAUGCUACUCAAAGAGUAUGAGAACUGGGCAGUACCAGUCUUGCCAGAGAAGACAAUUUUUGAGAAAGCUUCAGGACAUAAGUCCGAUUUCAUUCAGGAAAGAAUGAGGAAAAUGAAGCAUUUCCUAACUAUAGUCAGAUCUCAUAGGCAACUUAAGCAGUCACAGUACCUAAAAGGAUUCCUAGCUGAAAGCGACCAGGCGUUUAAAGCUACCAUUGAAAAUCUCAAGAAGAUCGAAGAGGAGCUAAACAGUUCAACUUCUCAGAAGUCCAAGGGUUGGUUUUCAGCUGCUAGCAAUUCCUUUGGGAGUGUCAUUUCCAAGGCAAACGAGAUAAGCAAGAACAUAGUUCCCACUCUUAAGAAUUUAAUUGCAAAUUCAGAGGAUGGAUUUGAUGCUAAUGACAAAUUGAUCAAGAAAUAUUCUGAAAGACUGGACAUGCUUCAUAAGAGUUUCAUAGAGUUUUACAAACUUGUCACGAAUACUUAUGAUAAGAGGUCAAAUGACUGAAAGAUAGAAAGAGAAUUAUCCCACUUUAUGUCUUUGAUCAAGUCGACUAAUGCACAGGAACUUCAGCAGAUAAUCUCAGAUAAUUCAAAAAUAGCUGAUGAUAGAGGAAAAGAAGCCUCGACGAAUUUAGUUGAGCUUAAGGAAUUGCUAUAUGCCAUUGAGAGUCACCUUGUCUGGAUUGAAUCAGUCCAGGAUCUCAUCAGCCGAAAGGAAGUCAUAUCAGACAAACUUCUUAAUGUAAAAUAAGGAACUUAAAGAUGCUCCGUUGAAUGAAAAUAAUAAGCAACUCUCAACAGACUUAGUUACCUUGACAGAGAGAAGAGAACGAAUGAUAAAAGGAAUCAGAAUGGAGAUGAAAAAGUUGACUAAAGGGACACUAGAUUUUUAUCCAAGGUAUGCUGAAAGCAAAUUUAUUUCAAGUCAGUUGAUGUAUUACAAGAAUAACUUUGAAAUUUACCAGUGUUAGAUUCUGUAUUUACUCUAUUUAAGACAAAGCAGAAGUCUAAGUUUCUAAAAGCAAGUAAGCUAUUCAAAAAUUCUUUUAAAAGCAUUCUUUAAU